AUGGACGAGUACAGUAAAUUCCUCUACAAAGCAGAAGUCAUUGAAAGGCCAGGAGUUCUGAAAGACUUGAAAACAAUGGGCUCCGUUUCUCUCUUUAUAUUCUUCAUCACCCUGCUUGUUCUAGCCAGACAGAAUGAAUAUUACUGUAGGUUGGACUUCCUGUGGAAGAACAAGUUCAAGAAGGAAUGUGAGGAAAUAGAAACCAUGGAAAAUCUAAAUCGGGUUCUGCUGGAGAACGUUCUGCCUGCCCAUGUAGCCGAGCACUUCCUGGCCAGAAACUGGAAAAAUGAGGAUCUGUAUCACCAAUCAUAUGACCUGGUGUGUGUGAUGUUCGCUUCUAUCCCGGACUUCAAAGAGUUCUACACUGAAUCAGAUGUAAACAAGGAGGGUCUUGAGUGCCUCAGACUACUCAACGAAAUCAUUGCAGACUUUGAUGAGUUGCUCUCUAAGCCAAAGUUCAGCGGAGUGGAGAAAAUAAAGACCAUUGGAAGUACAUAUAUGGCAGCCACUGGGCUUAAUGCUACACCAGGACCUGAAUAUACACAGGAGCAUGACAGGCAAUACAUGCACAUAGGUACCAUGGUGGAGUUUGCCUUUGCACUGGUGGGCAAGCUUGAUGUCAUCAAUAAACAUUCCUUCAAUGACUUCAAACUCAGAGUGGGUAUUAAUCAUGGACCUGUGAUAGCUGGGGUGAUUGGAGCUCAGAAACCCCAGUAUGACAUCUGGGGCAACACAGUGAAUGUAGCGAGCAGAAUGGACAGCACAGGAGUGCUUGGAAAAAUACAAGUUACAGAAGAGACGAGUCGCAUUUUGCAGACAUUGGGCUACAUGUGCUCAUGCAGAGGAAUUAUAAAUGUUAAAGGCAAAGGAGAGCUCAAAACGUACUUUGUCCACACUGAGAUGUGCCGGUCUUUGUCCCAGGGGAAUGUAAUGCAAUGAAUCAUAGCAACAUGUGUGCGAUGGACUGCAGACAUCAACAGAAUAAAAGAGGUGUUUGUAAAUAAUUGUGCAAAAUUCUUCAACGCACAAUACACUGGAUGUAUUAAAAGGGAAACCAUUUCUAGCGUACAAGCAGAGGUACUGUACAUGCACAGGGUACUGCAAGUAUUGUAGCAAUUACUUUUGUAAGAAAACGAAAUACAACAAAAAGUGUUUUGACGUUUUAAUGCCAUUGUGUUGUUUUUCUUUUCUUUUGUAAUGCUUAAUUAAACUUUAUAUGUAUUUGUCUAUGAGGACAUCUUUAUUUUUAUGAUUGGCAUUACAGGUUUUUUGAUAUUCUGUAGUGCAGAUUACGAGAACAAGCUAGUAUUUUUUUGUGUUGUGUCACUGACAUGCUGUGCAUGAUAUGUGUCACAUAUUUAUCAAAUGGGCAUAUAAAUGUAGCUUUGGACAGUAGGAUGAUAUGCCUGUAGGAGUUGUAGAAUGUAAUGUAAUAUAUUCUGUUUGUAAGUCUGUGUCAUGUUUUAAUGUAUAAUGAAAAUGUCCCCUCUGCCUUUAUGUAUAUUAUUAACAUAAGGCACCUCCAGCUAUGUUUCCAUCCACUUAUUUUUAUGCAAUUUCACAUUAAAAUGUUUAAUGGACAUGCAAAGAUGCGCAUACAUUUUAAAGAUGCAAAUAAGUGAAGUUUAUUUAUGAACUAAUUUCGAGAGGAUCACUUGCUUAUGACUGACCAUGGCUCGUUCCGCAUUAGCUAUCAUAUGAUUUACCAAUCAGACGAAUUCAAACGCACAUAAAUAACCAGAUUUCCUGACCUUAGUCAUCUUUGCCUUAAAGAAUCCCUCAUCCUCCCCUGCUCCUCCCCCUCUUUCCUAGACUAAUCCAGGAUGGCACUCAGUGGUUUCCUCGCACAGUCCAAAGACAUGCAGUACAAGUGAAUUGAAUAAACCAAAUUGGCACAGUAUAUGAGUGUUUUAGUACUGGGCAUUGACUGCAUAACCAUGUGCUUGUAAAGUGUGUGGUUCAUUUAGCCGUGGCAACCCCUAGGAAUAGGCUGAGUGACCGAAUUUGGGGCAGCUCUCAAGACCUACCUAAGCUCAGACUCCCCUCUUUUCUGAUGAUAAUUGCUCUUCUGAGCUCAAGGCUCUCUCCUGGGACAGCAUGCCAAACAUGCUUUAUUAUCAAUUAUCAGCUAAGUGUGAACCCCUGAAAAAAAUAUAUGCGCACAUCUAAGUAGGAUAAAGUUUUAAUCCAAUAAAAAAUGUGGGUUACCUAUUAUGGGAUCCCAUUUAGCGAAUAAAUUCGAGCAUGCGCAUAAAAAAAAUGCUGAACUGACCACAUUGCACAAUAUCUGAAAUGUUGUUUCAGUCCUUCUAAAAUCUUAGCCAAAGCCUGUCUUUAAAAUGGUCUUGAGUAGCUACGUUCACAAAGAGUGGCCACGUGCCUCUAAAACUCAACAUUAAGUUCAGUCUUCUGAGGUGCAAGUAAUUUAUUAUAUAAGAAAAAGUCCCACAGUGGCUUCUCCAAAUGCAGCAAAUUCCAUUUUUCUACUUGAUAUUUGGCUACAUAUUAUAAGGAAGUGAUGAUUUUGUUCUCUUUGACUCGUUUGAUGAAAAUGGUGAUUUAAUCACAAAUGUUUUAUGCUGAAUUCCAGCUUUGUGCAAGUCUUAAUUUGCAUCUUUGGAUGGAAACAUAGCUACUGUCUAGUUGCUUUUUGCAACCUCUGUGCACCUUCUUGCUAAACCACUGCCAUCAAGUCUGACAGGUGUUUGUAGUUUGGCCCUGUUACAUUAUUGUCCCAAGUAGACAAAAUAUCAGUUGAAACAGCAGCAAAAAUGAGUUUGUCUGAAUUUUCCUUGACAUUUAAAAGUAGUAUGCCCUAAAUUUACACACUAAAUGUAUUGUUAAAUGUAGCUGGCUAUUGAAAAAAAAAGUGGAUGUCCCUGGCUCUAAACUGUGCGCCGUUUGUUUAUGUAUGGAUGGAUGAAUGUAAAAUGGUUUCGACAACCCAGGCUCAUUCUGAAAACAUACCUUUAUAUACAGUACAUUUCUUGAGACUGCCAAAUACGUCCCAGGAGCUAUGUUUUUUGCAGAUUUUAUUUUCGCGAAUCCACCAGAGGCUGGGGUGUCUGGUUUUUGAGAUCUCAAAUUUCUCUUGCGACUGCCAUUCAUGCCUGCUGUUCUCACGGAAAUCCACCAGAGGCCACUGUUGACUGUUUGACUGACUGAAUGACUGACUGACUGGCUGACUGACUGACUGACUGACCAAUCGACUAAACCACUCUCCUCCUUUCCUAAAACCAACCAAUUGUACUGAUUGACCCGCUCACCCACUUCCUUAAACCCAACCAACAAUUUUUAAAAGCAAUCCAGAAAAAGAAAAGCCCUCGCCUGAUUUUACCACAUUCUCAUUUACUUGUUUAUUUUAUUUUUGGCUUGUUAAUUUUGUCAUACCUGCUUUAUGGAACCGUUCUCAGACUCAAACCCCAUUGUCAUGGUCAACUCCUUUCUGCAUCUCAAGUCCACCGACAUACAUGGUUAGCUGAUGGGACAAACUGAUUAAAAAAACAUCCAUACGGAGUUAAGAGGUCAGCUGGUAAUCAACGACGUCAUACCGCUCCGUAGCGUUUAUUUUAAAAAUGAAAUUUUAUAUAGGACUACAUUUUCAGAAUGAGCCUGUGUUGGGUUCCAAAAUGGACCCUUUUCACAAAAUAAUAAAAU
Molecule: messenger RNA, 3657 nt
Organism: Danio aesculapii
Lineage: Eukaryota; Metazoa; Chordata; Actinopteri; Cypriniformes; Danionidae
Product: adenylate cyclase type 2-like
Exons: 8
Coding region: 1-939 (312 amino acids)
Biological process (GO): cAMP biosynthetic process; adenylate cyclase-inhibiting G protein-coupled receptor signaling pathway; adenylate cyclase-activating G protein-coupled receptor signaling pathway
Molecular function (GO): adenylate cyclase activity
Source: RefSeq, a predicted model, not a curated record